ACAAAUACAUCUAUGAUGUCAUUGUCAAAUUUUCUAAAUCAUCCAGGAAAGCGCAAGUCUGAGGGAGAUCAUCAGCCCAAGACACCACCUAUGAGACCUCUCUACGUUAACAAUCAAUGUGUGAUAAUGAAAGAAGAUCAUGUUGAUCUAAUUCCGAAAGAAAUUCGUAUUUGGAUUGUAAAUGUAUUAUCAUCAGAAAAAGAUGUGUUCGAAAGCAAUAUUAUGGCUACACUAAAUUCAACUCCAGCCCAUCCAUUUCAACAAAUCUGCAAAACAAUUUUAUAUGACUUUUUUUCCAUGACUGAUAAAGGCCCAUUAAAUCGUUUUAUUGGAGAAAGGAAGUAUACCGUGGAUAGGAUA
Funneliformis caledonium is the source of this 360-nucleotide messenger RNA. The record is from the annotation of a GenBank genome assembly. NCBI's taxonomy places the organism in Eukaryota, Fungi, Glomeromycota, Glomeromycetes, Glomerales, Glomeraceae.